This is a messenger RNA of Styela clava, 928 nucleotides long. The record is from RefSeq and is a predicted model, not a curated record. Lineage: Eukaryota; Metazoa; Chordata; Ascidiacea; Stolidobranchia; Styelidae.
AAAAUAUAUACGAGAUAGUUAUUAAAUUGUAUUUGGUGAGAGACCAAUAUCAAGGAUCAUGAGUGUAAAACUGUUGAAAGAUACUGCUAACACUAUACGAUUAGGCUAUGAGCAAAGUUGAAUUACCAUUGUAUGACAAAUGGCCAUACAGCAUAAUAUAGUGCAGAGCAUGCACUAUGGAGGUAGAUGAUAAUAAAGAAGCAAUUCAAAUAUUUACAUGAAACAUUCAGAUUCACUUAUUACAGGUACUGUCGACUCUGGGAGGUUGUGGACCUAGUCAAGUAUUCUGCUGGCAGUGCCGAGGGAAAGUCAGUGAGCACAUCAAACAGAUGUGCUGGAGAAAGACAGGGAAUUUUGAGAUUUGCUCAGCGAAAAGCGAGGUACAAAAAGAUUGGAUUUGGUCGAAGAGCGUGUGUUGUGUUCAUGCACAGAGUGUUCAUAGUAUUUUGGAGCGUGGUUGAAUCUUUGGCACUGGCAAGCAAGCAAGCGUCAUCGGCGAAGAGUUUUGUUAAAAGAUUCGAACAGUUCGACAAAUCAUUUAUGAAAAGUAAGAAAGCCAAUGGUCCAAUGACCGAACCUUGGACAAUUCCACAGUGGAUGGGCAACAUCGGAGACCUAUGACAUCCUACUUCAACAAACUGUGAUCGACCACUCAGGUAAUUACAUAAUAGUUUGCAUGCGUUACCUCUAAAACCACAGUGUGUCAACUUUUGGACAAGAAUUUGAUGAUCAACUGUGUCAAAGGCCUUCUUUAAAUCCAGGAAUGCACAACAGACAGACUCCCCUUUAUCAAUUUUUUCAUAGAUAAAUGAAAUAAGAUCUAGGAUGGCAUGGGAAGUCGAGUGAUUGGAUUGAAAUCCGAAUUGGCAUUUGUCGAUCAGAUUGAAUUUGUUACAGAAGUUGAGCAUUCUUUUAUAGACUAAUUUUU